UUUAAUGCAACAAUACGGUCAUACUGGUCAGUCUUGACUGCAAAUCCGAGUUAUUGCUUGCAAUUUUCGUUAUUUACUUAAGUUUAUUUUUCGUAUGCUGUGAUUGCCAACGGCGGGCAAGAAAAUCAACAAACAGCCUGGACAACCAGCGAUCUGGAGCACCCAGCGAUGGAACAGGAAAAUAGCAUACAGGAGAAAAAUUUCGAAGGUUCAAACGACGCCGGUCUCAAAAUGGCGUCUGCGAAUUCCGAACCAUUGGCGUCGGCAACGCACGAGCUGAAAAUAAUGGAUGUCGAAGGUGGAGCGACGGUGGAGGAAGUUCCCGUGGAGGAAACGGAAGUCCCCAUGGUCAUCCUAGUAGACGACGACGACGAUACUGAAACGCCAAUGGACGUGGAAGAUGAGCAGCCUCUGCCAGAUGACACAGCCAUCGAGGAUAUCUUAGACGACGACCAUGCCCCACUCGUGGUGGAACUUCAGUCAGCUCUCAAUAAUCCAGAUGACAAACCAACCAACGAGGAUCCGCUGCUUGGAGAUCCGGAACGAGAGCCGGACACCAUGUCUACCAAAACAGAACCCUCAAGCGAUGCUGAGAGCAGCAAUUCGUACCAUGAUCCGAUGGGUCUGUUGGAAAGGAUCGAUGGGGGAGACAGCCCAGACGAUGACGAUGACGACAGCAGCACUGGCGCUAAUGGUGACAUGCGCCGCAAGAUGCCCCGCGCCCAACGAUGGCUCAUCUGGAUGAAGCGAUGGCCCUGGAUCCUACACGAUGCCUCCGAUGGCACCUACGCCUUCUGCCUCUAUUGCAACCUUAACAUAAACGUGAACAACCGAGCCAGGCACAUCCAGCAGCACAACAUGUCGCUGUAUCACCAGGAACGCGAGUGCAACUACCUUGCCUUCAAGAGAAGCGAAGAACAGACUCGGGGAGCAACCAGUGACAAUGAGGUGAAGCACGAGUUUGGCACCAAGAGCUAUAUAGUUGCCACGAAGCAAAAGCGAUUAUCCGAGACGGAGGCCUUUAACAACUUCAACUGGAUACGCUGGCUUCGUUGGCAUCCUUGGCUGGAACGCUGCGAUACCACCGGUAGCAUUGGGAGAUGUCGCGUCUGCAAUGUGCGCAUGAACGUGGAGUUUGUAUAUCUGCGCAAGCGCCACGAGACCACUAAGGGUCACUUGGAGGCGCUGCGCAAUGCUGAAUCUGAUAAGUUGAGUCGGAAGCGUAAGAGGAGCAAGAGCAUGAGCGAGACAACCAUUGCCGAGGACGAGGCCGAGCAGGAGAAGGAAUCUGAACUAGAGGCAGAAACGGAGGAUGCGCAGGACACGACUGUGGUGAUGAUGAACGGCAACAUUAACGGGGAUGACGAUCCCAGCAAGUGGUGCGAACUGAUCCCCGAUACCAACCCGCAGCAGUGCAGGUGUACGCUCUGUGACUACGUGAUGUCCAUUACCAGCUAUCUACGGCACUGCAAGGGUAAACCACAUAGCAAUAAGCUUUUGACAGCCACCGAAAAGAAUACUCCAGAUAUUCGUGGUAUUUGGGCCGUGUUCGCCGAUUUGCAUCCUUGGUUGAUAGCCGAUCCAGAAGACCCCAGUAUUGGAUACUGUAACAUCUGCCGCAAGCGGUUCAUGUAUGGAAACUCUGAAAUCAAGCGUAAGAAUCACGAGAACUCCGAGAAGCACACAGCGGCAGUGGCCGCCGCGAAAGCAGCCAGCAAAGAACGAUUGGCUAACGUCCGAAACAGCGAGGGAGAGUAUGUAGAUGUAGGCGAGGAGGCUUGUCAGGAAGUGGUUGAAGGGGAGGAGGCGCCUGCUAGUGAGCGAACCCAAUCAGAACUACGAUCGGAGAGUGAAGAAGAUAAUGACGAUGACAAUUGGUCGGAGACUCAAAAUGUUGGAAAAGGAUUCACUGUCAAAUCGGAGAUCGAACCAAGAAAGGCCAAAGUCCGAGCCGGAGUGCGUUUUUAUCCGUGGCUGUGCAACUCCAAGGACCGCAAGACCCAAAUUUGUAAAGUUUGCCGCGUACGCUUCCACAACGAAGCGGCAAAGGCGCGGCACGAGUUAAGUGUCACGCAUUUAAGACUUAUGAAGCAGUUCAAGGAACAACAAGCAAAAGAGACCCAGGGCGAACUUAAGAAGACAAGAAAUAAUCAGCAGAAAAACGAAGACGAGGAAGAAGGAGAAGAGGAUGACUUGGAUAUGGAGAGCAAUACGGAUUCGGGCACUCUGGAGUCAAGGAAACCGGAACGAUCGUCCAACAAACUUUUCAAGCCCGUUCCGGCAACCAUGAAAGGCAAAGUAAUGGUGUGGAAGGGCCGCUUCCCUUGGCUAUCGUACAAAAAGAGCGAGCAGCGUGGGAACUAUGCCUGGUGUAAGCUAUGUGAGGUGUCUCUCUACCUGCCGUCCUCCAAGUGGGCUUCUAAGCAUCAGAGAACUUCCCGGCAUAUUCGUCUCCGAAUCGAUCGGAAGCGCAAUAAUGGGCAAACAUCGCCAAGUGGAACUGAAAUCCCCACCGUUGUGGCCACGGCUUCGGCAUUGGCCAGUGGCGAGGCGCGACAGAAGGCGGCCAUGGCCGAGCUGCAGGCCAAGUAUAGUUGGCUGGAACCGGAUGCUACUGAUGAGAACCACUGCCACUGCCGUUUUUGCGAUACACGGCUGCCGAUCAAGGUCUUUUAUUUACGCCAACACGACUCUUCGCGUAAGCACGCCGAUAGUCUAGAACGGCACAAAGCAAAUACCGCACCAGCCGCUGAUGUACCGUCCGUUAGCAACACAUCCACAGCCGAGGCGGAGAGACAUGAGUCUGGCCUGGAGAAAGAGAGCGACGCUGAAAUGAGUGCUAGAUCCGAUGGCAGCAUGGAAGAACCAGCAGCAAAGAGAUCCCGCCGCACAAUGGAGGUUCGUCGCAUAAUUCGUGCCCUGCGCGAAUCGAUAGGCAAACGCCAGGAUGAGCGCUCUCAGAUGGACAUGGCCAAAGAUAUGAUUUGCUCCUCCUUCGAUAUUGUCUCGCGCCUGCGAACACUAGAGCGGGAAGCGGUCGCCCACAACGAGUCCUUGGCGCAGGCGCCGGCAGCAGUGGCUGUGGCACCAGUCAGUCCUCCGGAGCCUCGACAUAUAAUGGAUCUCUUCUUUGACAGUAUUGCCCCAACCAUGAAGGCUCUGCCGGCUGACUUAGCCGCAGAAGGCAAAGCCAAAAUCAUGCAGCUCGUGUGUGGUUUGGAGGUGCGAGCCAUGCAAAGGAAUUUGCCAACUGCAGACACAGCUGCCGUCGCAGCUUCUUCCACAACGUCUUCUGCAGCUACUGGUGUAGCUGCUCCAGCUCAGCCUGCUCAAGUUACAACUCCAACAGUUGUAACUCCCUCAGUUACAAAUCCCAUUGUUACUAAUCCCCCAGUUACAAUUCCUUCAGAUACCACUCCUCCGGCUCUUGCUUCUGCAGAUGAAGUUGUGCAUUCCAAUGUAAUCACCAUACAAGACGAUGACAGUAAUCUGCAAAACAAUAACAACGAGGUGGAAACCAUGAAAAACAAGCCAGCUAGCUCUGUUUCAGCUACCCAAGUAACCAUCAACGGGAACCCCAAAGAUCUGCCAGAAAACAUACGACGGAUCUUAAGUUCGUCUCAAAUGCAAGUUACCAACCGCUACGAUAAUGAAGCCGUGCGUUGUGUACCGCUUGAUAAGCUAACAACACAGGCGCGUAUCAACGGUAUCGCCCAACCCAACCAAAGUGGCUCCCUGGUUUCACCAACCACUCCUCAGGUGGAUGUUAGCAAUGGCAAUUCUCUGGCCAUGCUCCGACAGAUACGGGUAAACAACAACAACAGUUCCAAGACGAUCACGAUUACGAAGGCGCCAGUACAACAGCCACAAAUUCACCCACAACCGAGUUUGACAUCGACACCAAUAAUACGGGGUGUUCCUGUUCCCAACGGCAACAGUGGUCAGAUGACAACAUUUCGGUCAUUAUUGAGCCUCAACCGUAGGCCAUAGAGCUCCUUAGAAGUAUGAAUCAUCCUUAGCAUUAGUUUUUGUCAUUGUCAUUAUUUAUCUUCGCCUAAUUCAGAUAAUUUUUGUAUGUUAAAGUUGAAUACUUGCAAGCAAGGUAAUUAAACCUAGUUAAGAUUAA
This is a messenger RNA of Drosophila eugracilis, 4126 nucleotides long. It is a transcript of the gene Su(var)3-7, whose product is annotated as protein suppressor of variegation 3-7. NCBI's taxonomy places the organism in Eukaryota, Metazoa, Arthropoda, Insecta, Diptera, Drosophilidae. Gene Ontology annotation, molecular function: DNA binding. Bases 169 to 3990 code for a protein of 1273 amino acids. The transcript has 5 exons. Gene Ontology annotation, cellular component: cytoplasm. The record is from RefSeq and is a predicted model, not a curated record.